UGAGAGUCGUGCCGUGCCGUGCAUCGUUGCGACCAAGAAAAAAAAUAUAUAGUCGGCUACCGCGUGGUAUUUUCGAAAAAUCGAUUGCCGCACUCCGUCGAGUGUGAGGACCAAAUUCACGGCCCUGCCGCUCGUUCGAAAGUUCAGCUUCAGUAGUUUGUGACGCGUCUUCUCGAACCUCAUUAUUGAACAUCAGUUAAGUUAUAGACACCUCGCUGAUAGGAUCGAGGGAGCACCGUUUAAAGUUCUCCUCCCUCCUGUAAAUUCAUCGCGAGAGCGCGAUAGGUCGUCGCGGGCGUGCUUUAAACCUCUCUCCUUCGCAAGAGAGAAGCGCGCAGCUGAGAGGUGGAUCGGUUCGAUCGAUGUUACGUGGCGACCCAGGGGGAUCGACGAUUUUAAACGCGCUCAUGGCCGUUUGAGUAAACAUUAAAGACGAGACAGAGUUGACCGCUGGCAGACACAAAGGAACCAUUAUUGCGAUAGUCUACGGGCACGUUGUGUGUGGUAUGUGCACGUGACAAAACGUUAUCAUCUACAGCACGAAAUUCUUUUGCGACUGCGAGACGAGUCUCGUCCUCUUUGAAAAGUCUCGGUGCGGUUUCCGGUACAGGUAACCGAAAGUAUACAUUAAUCAGCGAAGCGGAAUGACAUGCAUUUGGUGACUCCUCGUGAUCGUGUCUCAUUCAAUAACUUGAUUGGAUGCUACGAAUCGUCCCGCUUCGUCUGAAGAUGCCUUUCACGUUGUAAAGUGAUUCUCGUCGAAAGAAGCUGUACACUUACGAUGGGCAAGCUUUUGAGUCUUUUGGCUCGAGAUGAGUCUACCUGUUGCACCCCUCAGAAGUACGACGUCUUCUUGGAUUUCGAAAAUGCGCAACCAUCGGACCUCGAACGCGAGACCUUCGAGGCGGUGCAGAGAGUGCUGAAAAAUUCCGAGUCCAUCUUAGAGGAGAUACAGUGUUAUAAAGGAGCUGGGAAAGAAAUCAGAGAGGCGAUUUCGGCACCCACGGAGGAAUGUCAACGAAAAGCAUACCUGACCGUGGCACCUCUCGUUGCGAAACUUAAACGGUUCUAUGAAUUUUCCUUGGAACUCGAAAGGGUUGUACCGAAAAUUCUGGGGCAAUUGUGCUCGGGAAACCUCUCGCCGACGCAACAUCUGGAGACGCAGCAGGCUCUAGUCAAGCAAUUGGCGGAGAUAUUGGAAUUUGUAUUGAAGUUCGACGAGCAUAAAAUGAAAACGCCGGCGAUUCAGAACGACUUCAGCUACUAUCGGAGGACAUUGACGAGGGCAUCGCUGGCGCGUCAGGACAACGCCGAAAAGGACCUAGUUGUCGGGAACGAACUCGCCAACAGAAUGUCCUUGUUUUACGCCCACGCGACACCCAUGCUUCGAGUUCUGAGUCACGCGACCAUUACUUUCUUGAUAGACAACGAAGAUAUAGCAAGGGAAAACAUUACAGAAACGCUUGGUACAAUGGCAAAAGUGUGUCUUCGAAUGUUGGAAAAUCCGAAUCUGUUGGCGCAAUUCCAACGAGAGGAGACUCAGCUCUUUGUCUUAAGGGUUAUGGUGGGUCUGGUGAUCCUAUACGAUCAUGUACAUCCCCAAGGUGCCUUUGUAAAGGGUUCAAACGUGGAUGUGAAAGGUUGUGUGAAGCUGUUAAAGGACCAGCCGCCUUGCAAGAGCGAGGGAUUACUAAACGCUCUUCGCUAUACCACGAAACACUUGAACGAGGAGAACACGCCAAAGAACAUAAAGAACCUGCUCGCUGCAUGAUUACCGUCGAAGCAACGCGGUUGCUGCAUCAGAAGCUGAGACUGCCGGUUGCACUUCCUUGCAGACAUUUUUCUCGAACGGUAUCGUUUCGUACGACCGUUUUUAUAGCUCUGCGCGUAGGUUCAAGACCACGCGUAAAGUGCGACCCGUAUCAGGCUUCCUUCUUGCAUGCGUCUGGUGAAUCACGGACCACACGCGUGUCCUCGGAAAGCUCUACGUCGAAAACUGCCCGAAAACUG
Solenopsis invicta (red fire ant) is the source of this 2010-nucleotide messenger RNA. Its product is annotated as CYFIP-related Rac1 interactor B. The transcript has 7 exons. NCBI's taxonomy places the organism in Eukaryota, Metazoa, Arthropoda, Insecta, Hymenoptera, Formicidae. Gene Ontology annotation, biological process: regulation of actin filament polymerization. The record is from RefSeq and is a predicted model, not a curated record. Gene Ontology annotation, molecular function: small GTPase binding. The coding region runs from base 782 to 1771 and encodes 329 amino acids.